UCAUUCAGUCUACACCCCCUACAACGAACAGACUGAACAAACACGUUCAGAAAAAUCCCACAAAGACCCACUAAUAAAACUAUAAGAAACCUACAAGUAAAAUAUUUAAAAUCUCCUCAAUAAAACAUCAAAAAACCCAGCAAGAUGCGUAUGCUAAAUAUCAACCAAGUCGCUCCAAACUUUUCCACAUAUGCGGUUUCAAACGGUUCAAUGCGACUUUUAUCUUUGGAGGAUUUACGUGGAAGAUAUGUCCUGCUUUUGUUUUAUCCGGCAGACUUUUCCUUUGUCUGCCCCUCGGAGUUGCAGGCAUUUAGCGAUCGAGCCGAAGAGUUCCGCAAUGUUGGCUGUGAUGUGAUGGCCUGCUCCACUGAUAGUCACUAUUGCCACUGUGCCUGGAUGAAUCAGCCCCGUAAAGCUGGAGGUCUCGGCGAAAUGGAUAUCCCACUGCUGGCGGAUAAAUCCAUGAAGAUAGCCAGAGAUUAUGGCGUGCUGGAUGAAGCCACAGGUUUAGCUCUGCGUGGCUCGUUCAUUAUCGAUCGUGAGGGACGCAUUCGGCAGAUCACAGUGAACGAUAUGGGCGUGGGUCGCAGUGUGGAUGAGGCACUGCGUCUAGUACAGGCCUUCCAGUUUAGCGAUGAAUAUGGAGAGGUCUGUCCAGUGAACUGGCGACCAGGAGCACGAACCAUGAAGGCUGAUCAAGCCGGUAAGGAGGAAUACUUUAAGCAUGCCACAUAAGAAGGUACUUCAAGUUCUCGAAUCACCGAGUUCAGACAGCAAAAUAAAGUUUAGUUUUGAAGCAUUCGA
Drosophila kikkawai is the source of this 804-nucleotide messenger RNA. RefSeq names its product Peroxiredoxin 1 (gene Prx1). The record is from RefSeq and is a predicted model, not a curated record. Gene Ontology annotation, cellular component: cytosol. Lineage: Eukaryota; Metazoa; Arthropoda; Insecta; Diptera; Drosophilidae. Gene Ontology annotation, molecular function: thioredoxin peroxidase activity. Gene Ontology annotation, biological process: cell redox homeostasis; removal of superoxide radicals; cellular response to stress.